This is a messenger RNA of Mytilus trossulus (common blue mussel), 1176 nucleotides long. RefSeq lists its product as uncharacterized. The record is from RefSeq and is a predicted model, not a curated record. Gene Ontology annotation, molecular function: signaling receptor activity. Lineage: Eukaryota; Metazoa; Mollusca; Bivalvia; Mytilida; Mytilidae. The transcript has 8 exons. The coding region runs from base 1 to 1143 and encodes 380 amino acids.
AUGCUGUUUUUUUUCUUAUUUAUAUCAGGGGCUGCUUUAACAUGUUUUCACUGCAACCAUACCGCGUCACCUAAAGAUUGUAGAACGGUUGUCCAAUGCGGAGAUCGACAGGAAUGUUUUGUCGAGAAAAUUGAAACAGACGACGGCAAUGCAUACUUCAAUACUGGAUGUAGAGACAAACAGAGAUAUCUUGCGAGUCAAAGGAAACCCGUUGUAGCUAGACUGCGAAAUGCCUUCGAGACAAAAGUUUGUGAUUCUACUUGCAGCGAAGAUCAUUGCAAUUACGGUGGCUGUGGUGUAGAUCCUCUUCCAGAAAGAGACCAACGAGGACCAAUAUGUUAUGCUUGUGCCAUGAUGAAAGAUCCAUACCACUGUAACCAAGUUCAAAUGUGUAGCCGGGAUGAGCUCUGUGAGAUAGUGAAGACCCCACAUAUCAUGUUUGAUAUCACGUAUACAGCGAAAUGUGGUACUAAAGCACUGUGUGACAGACUAAGUAGUUUAUCACAUACGUUUGGACGAAGUCUUGAGGCAAAUAGUGCAGUGAAUAAAAGAGGUUUUUCAUUGUGCUUCCGUUGCUGCAAAGAAGAUCGUUGCAAUCUAGGCUGUACAGUUCCAAAUGUGACCACUACUGCAAGUAGCGCCACCACAACACCUGUUGCAACUGUAAUGUCAUCUACACCUCCUCACACACACUUAGCAAAUAAUUCCACAAAUCAUGGUUGCCUUCCAGACUAUAUAUUUUACGGAUCUUCCUGUUAUUACUUUUCAAAGACAGCGCUGUAUUGGGAACCUGCAAAGCAGUUUUGUAGACAUCAUGGCAGUGACCUCGUUAUACUUAACGAUGCAACAGAAAACAAUCUCAUAGUCCAGCAUAUUAAACAGUUAGUUGCUCAACAUUUAUUACCAAGUGAUUUGUGGGGUUUCUACAUUGGUGCACAUCUAGUUAACGGAACAUGGAAAUGGGUAGACAACUCUACAGUGACGUAUGCCGACUGGGCUACAGGGGAACCAGAUCAUCCGACAUCACAGAUAUACGGAUCCAUGUAUAUACCAUCAUCAACGUUUUAUAACUAUCAGUGGGCUAGCCAUAAAGACAUGUAUACCACACAAUAUUUUAUUUGUGAAUUUAGACCAAUACCAUGAAUAUAUGUAUACCAUUAAACCAUUCAAAACAUG